Molecule: messenger RNA, 9848 nt
Organism: Paramecium octaurelia
Lineage: Eukaryota; Ciliophora; Oligohymenophorea; Peniculida; Parameciidae
Source: the annotation of a GenBank genome assembly
AUGAAAAUUCCCAUAAAUAUACUUGAACAACCAAAAGAAAUUGAACUACGAGUAUUUAAUAUAUAGAAGUCUAGAUGCUGGAAUUCAUUCUGCAGAGCUCGAACUUCCUAGACGAUUUGAUGAAACUUGUUUCUGAUCAAAGUCAUCCAAUCCAUAAAUUAUCAAGAGGAUCAUUAUGUUUAAUUAUUGAUAAGCUUGAUUAAUAUAUCCAAAUAGCAGUUGAACAAAUUUAAAAAAAUCCUAGUUUCAAAUGUAAUAUGCUGCUAUCCCUCAUUAAUUGUAUGUUGGAAUUAGAGUGUUAUCGGUAUUUCAUUAAAUUAGAAUAGAAAAUUGUUCAAUUCAUUAGAACAUUUAUUUAAUAUGUUGGAAUAUUCAGAUAGUCUACUAGUCUAUGAGUAGAUAAUGCUUAUUUUAGUAAAAAUCUAUAAAUAGCCUUCAAAUUCAAACAAUCCAUAAUAAAAAGAUGUCUGCAAUCAACAACAGAUUGAAUAUCUUCCAAGAGCAAUCUAUUUUACGAGAAUCCUCCUUGAUCAUUAUAACAAUUUGUCCUUCACCAAGAUAGAUUUAUUGGAUUAUUUUAAUCAUGAUCCUAAUUAUCAAACCCUUAGUGAAGUCCCAAUUGAAUUUCCUAAAUUGGUAUUAGAGUAUAUGGAACCAACAUUGAUGAAUGAAUCAUAUCAAGAUUUGUGCAAGAACGGUAUACACAAGAAGGAAUUACAUCAACCCAUUUAAAUUAGAGUAGUUGUCAACAAUAUAAUUAGAAUUUUGAAAUAACUGAUGUCAAUUCCAUUACGGCCCUAGAAUUGUCCCAAACGCUUCUGAAUGCACAAGGUCAAAACUUUUGUCCUCUACUUGACGCCAUGAAAUAUCGGAUCCUUAUCUAUAGAGGAUAUUAAAAAAAUAAAAUCCCCGCAAUAUCAAUUGUAAUAGUUUUGCACAUACAAUCACUUCUCAUGUAUAUGUUACUGACGUAAUUUUGCCAAAUCAAUAAUUGUGGAGAACUAUUAGAUCAGAUUUUUGAGGAAUAAUUAGAAUAUGAAUAACACUUUAAAAUAUACAUGAAAUUGUUUUAAUUAAAAACAAUCAACCCUCAAUUAUUGUCCACUUUACUAUUGACAUUAGACGAAAUAAUAAAAAUUGAACGACAGAAUGAAAAUGAAGUAGCUUUUAGUAUAGCCAAAAAUUACGAUGAAACAUUCCUAUAAUUUAUUUAUGAUGCUUUGUCAAUGCACCCUCUCUAAAUUGAAACAGAAUAAAGUUAUCCAUUAUUAUAUUCUCCUACUCUUUUGAGUGAACCAUGUGCAAAACAUUAGAAAUUAGCAUAAAGUAUUUUCGAAAUAUUUUCAUCUGAACCAGGUGUACAAUUAUUAAGCAGAACUAAUAUAGCUCUUGGGUCAUCCUCUGCUCUUAUUAAAGCACUUUAUAUGCAAGAUAAUAAAUUAUUAUUGCCUCCUGAAUCCUUAAAAGCGGCAAUCCUACUAUUAAGCAGAUUAUCCAGAAAGGAGGAUAUCUAAAGAGAUUUACGAAUCUUUAAUGAUCUCCUUAAAAUUGUAGAAAAUUUGAUUAAAUGUAAUAUUGAUAUUUAAAAACCUACUUAAAAUGGAUAUUCCAAUAUCACUUCCGAAGAGGCAGAUUAAAUUAUUGCUGUCUGCAUUUAAUCAAUUAAUGAACAUUUUAGAGAUGAUCUUGGCAGAAGACUAAAUAGAGCUAAUGCUCCAUCUUUUGCUAGAUAAAUCUCUGAAUCAAUAAUCAUUAAAUAUCUAUAAAAGUUAUUUGAAAAUUCUCCUCAAUUCAUUUGCUCAAUCUAAUAGACCUUAAUUCUAAUCUCUCAUUUAGCUAAUGAAGUUCCAACUUUAAUUGGUAGGUUAAUUGAUUCAAAUUUACCAUAAACCUUAAAUGAAAUCAUAUCAAAAAUGAGUAUCGAUAUGAUCAAUUAUAAGAUUAUGACAGCUAUAUUCUAGUUUUACUUUAACAUUUCAUUAAAAGAAGAAGGCUACGAAAAGUUCAAUAAAUCUGGAAUGAAUUUCUUGGAAAAUAUAGUAAAUUAUUCAUUGAUUGAUAAUCUGAACAGUCCAAGAGAAUAAUUAUGCGGUUUAGCCUUGUGUAUAACUAAAUAUACACAAAAAAUCGAUAAGGUUGGACCUUAGGUAUGUGAAAUACUCAAUCAAUCAGUAAAGAGAUUAUGGAUGUGCUUAAACGAGAAGAAAUAAUAAUUAACAAUUUCUAAUAUUUAUACAUCAUAUUUUGAGAUUAUUACUCAAAUAUAAAACUUAUCUAUUUUAAGUUUUAAGAUGUUCCAUUACCCUCAUUAUACUUACUUGGCUGAAAUGAAUUCAAAAGGAUUUUUUGAUUCCUUAUUGAUGUUCUUUGAAUUUCCCACAUUUGAUUUUAAAAAUGACUUAUUGAAAGUAUUUCGGUGGUUAACUUCAGUUGAUGAAUAUGAGAACCCUCAUAAAAUAUUAAAAAAGACUUUGUUAGUUAUAGAUAAAUGGGAAAACUCAAUAAACCAGCCUACACAUACUGUUAAUGUUUUGUACUACAAUGCUCAAAAGUUAUUUUAAAGUUUUAGUUAGCAAUCAAUAUAGGAAAAUCUUUAAAUGGCAUCUAUGUAUUCUUAAAUAGAAUGCUUGAUAGAAAUUUUAAAGCUUUACUUAGUAAACUCGCCAUAAAUUAAUUGGGAAAGAACAGAUCUAAUUAAUUUACACAAGAAAUGCUGCGGUUUAUUCACAAUCAUUUUAGAUUCAGUCAUAUUAAGUGAUGAUGAUAAUUAAAAUGAUCAAGCAUUAAAAAAAUCUGUGUUCUAUUCGUAUAUUUAAAGUUUAAAGCAUGUGAUCGUUAAUUCUUUUAAUUUAAUUAAUAGAAAGAAUAGUGAAUUAAACACAUUAGUAGCUUUGCUUAAUUAGAUGUGUUAAGAGUUACAAAAUGAUAAUAUAUAGAUAGUGAUUCUGUAUAUAUCAUAAAUUGAUGAAUUAUUAAUCAAUCUUUUUGAAGGUAAAAGAGUGCCUGAAAAUAAAUAUUUAAAUUUAGAUUUUAUAAAUUUGCUAUCAAAAUCACCUUUUACUAAAUAUUUUCAAUUGGCAAUUCAUUAAUUUACAAAAAUGACACUUCAAAACAAAAAUGAUCAACUCAGUAUUUUGUCCAAACAUUUUUCCUCAAUCAUUAAGAUUUUGUAUAUAAAUAAAUUUGAAAAAUAAAAUACUGAUGUUGGAUAUUCAUUAUUACCAUAACAAAUUUCAGACAUAUAGGUUAUGCUUCAAAUAACUCAAUUUUCUAAUUCAGAUGAGAUUUCUAACAUAUAAUAGAUUCUAAUUGAAAAAGUAAUGAUGAUAUUAAGUCCUACUUUUUUGUAAGAUCUGAUCAUAAAAGAAAGAGAGAGGCUUAAUUUCUUUACAUUUUCCAGUUUACGAGAUGAUUUUGGCAACUUCAAUGUGAUAUAAUAAAAUGAAUCAGCCUAAGCAAGGGAUUAAUUAAGAGGCAUGGGAUUUUCAGAUGAUGCAAUUUCAUUGGCAUUUUAAAAUAUAAGAUUUCCUGAUGUAGGCAGGGCUGCUGUGUGGUUAUCGGAUAAUUAAGACAAGGUUGAAUACAAAAAAUUACAGUAGAAAGAAAACCAAAAGAAUGUAUUUUCUGAAUUAAUUCAACAUAAAUAAAAAGAACUCAAAAUUUAUAUCAAAACUAAUAUACUUUUCUUUAAUAAAUUUGAGGAAACCUUAUUCAAAGUAUUCGAUGGAUAAAUGAUGCCUUCUUUAUUGAUGUGUUUAAAGUAGGCAGUUUAAGAAUAAUUCAAAUUGUAAUUAAGAUUUAAAGAUUGUGUAUUAGAACUUAAGUAACCCUUAAAUAAUGAUAUAAAAUUGAUAAUCUCGAUUUUGCAUUAUAUAUAUAAAUAAUAAAAUUUAGUGUAGGAAUAUGAUUAUAUUGUGAUUGAGAUGAUGAAAUUAAUUUAGGAAUUAUUGAAAUAUGAGGAUGAAUAAAUAAUUAGAGCGAUUAAUCAUGUUUUAGCAAUCUUAACUCUCUUCAUAACAGAUGAUUAGAAGUCGAAAAAAUAUCAGAAUGACAUUUUGAAUGAAAUUUUGAUAGGAGUUCUUAAUAUUUUGAAAGGGAAAGUAUAAAAUCAUACAACAUCAAAAAUCUGCAUAGAAAUAUUAGUUAGAGCAUUCUAAGUUAAUAGAGAGAGUGUCCAUAAGUUCGUCUAUCAAAUGAGAGGACUAGAGUAUCUCUUAAAAGUAAAAGGGGAUUCAAAGAAUCAUCUUUAUAGUUUAACAAAACUUGUAUUAUCUGUUGUUCACGAUUCCAGUAUUGUUAUAGCUUAGGUUGAGGCAAAGCUUAAAAAAAUAAUCUAUGAUUAAGAAUACAAUAAAGAAAUUGAAAAUUCAAAUAAAUAAGUUUAAUAGCAAUAGUCUUUGCAUACUCCUUAACAUAAUAAUUAUCCUUCAUGUUUUAAGCCUAUUCAUUAUAACAUAUAAAUUCCUAAUGAAACCAAAUUAGCGAAGGAUAAUUUAGCAUUGAUUGCUAUAAAAAAUUAGCGUUUUUAUAGUGAAUAAAUCAAAUUCGUUUUAAAUUCACUAUUUGAAGAUUAGCCAAAUUACUAUGUUUUGAAAAAAGGUGUUCAUCUAUUCACUUUUGAUUGUCUUGAACCAAUGAGUUUUUAAAAAUAUAAGGAACCAGAGAGUGCAAAACGAAGUGCUAAGACUUCAACUAAAAAAAAGAAGAGUGAAGAUAAAAUGUAGUUAUAAUCUAAUUUUUAACAUACUCAAGAAGCCUAAAUUUUAAUAAAACUAUUAAUCUAAUAGAUGAUCAUAUCUUAUUUUGAUAAAACAGAGCCAUAUCAAUUUUAAUGGAAUAUAAUUUCCUAAGUUCUUUAGAUAUUAAUAAGAAGAUACCCAAUUCUAAUUCCGAAAUUGGUUCGAAUAAAUUGUAGCAAAUUUCUUAAACCUUAUCAUAAGUCAUUAGGGCCAGAUUAUAAUGAGACAGAAUUUCCUCGAAAACUCUCAUUUAUUUCAUUAAUCACCAAGAUCAUGACUCCCAUAAAAAACUUGCUUUUUGAAUUAUGCUUAGAUAACAUCAUUCUGACUUAAAUAUCUAAUAAUUCUACAGCUCCAUUUUCAAUUGAAAUUAGAAGGAAGAUACUUAAUGAUAUCUAUGAAGGAAUAGAAAAGAGAAUUAAAUCUUUAGAUUCAAAUUUUUGUCAUUUAUCAGACACAUUAGUAUUCUUAAUAUAAAUAAAAUCUGUGGCCAAAAUUUGUUUUAAAAAUGUAAAUGAACCAUAAAAUUCAUUUAAUUUUGUCAAACUCUAUAUAGAAGGGAUGAAGCACUUUGAUUUGAAGUCAUAUUAUAUAUACGAGAAUGAAUUACAAUUCUUGAAUGAAACACUGGCAGUUUUAUUCAACGUAGCUGCUUAUUUACUUCUAUUUAAGCCCUCUCUUAUUGUGAUACCAAAAUAACUUUAAGAGCAAUAAGGAGAUCAUUUCCAACUGUAAGGAAUGGUUGGAUAAUUACUACCAGAAGAUAUAAACUGUCAACUUAUCCCAAAUAAAGGCAUAAUCUAUUAGGAUCAUAUUAAAUAUUUCAUAAAAUGGCCUUUGUUACCUAUUUCAUUUCAUGAAGGAAUGAAUUAAACUACAAGACAAGAUGAGAUAAAUUUAUAACAUUUAUGGUCACCAUUUCGUAGACGAAAUAGAAUCCUUAAUAUGGAGGUUUUGGAGGAUAUUCAAGAUGAAGAUGAUGAGUUUGAGAUUGAACACGACGAUGAUGAAGACAAUUAUAUUUAAAGUGUUGAGAGCAGAUAUGAUUCAAGUAUAAUUGAAGAAUCCGCUGAGGAAGAAUUUGAUCAAGAAGUAAAUAGUUGGGUUACAAGUUAAAGUGGAAAUAAUCAAAUUGAAGCUGAAGAUCCUUAAAAUGUAAAUUCAAGUUGGACUGAUGAAGAUGACGAUUAAAUUGGAGAGGAUGGUCAAGAUGAUGAUGUUGAAGAUAGUGAUGAUUCCGAUGAUGAUAAUGCAUCAAAUAGUGAAAUAGGUGGAUUAAAUUAAGAGGAGAUUGAUUAAGAAAUUGUGGAACGCAAUGUCUAAGAUCUCAAUUAACAUAUGAAUCAACAGCAGAAUUUAGCAUAGAGUCACCGGGAUAAUUAAGGUUUAGAGUAAAAUAAGGGAACUGUUAAUCAUUAUCAUCAUCUUACCAACAAGGAAGAUUUGACUUUCAUGAAAAUGACUAAAUCCAUCAUUUAAUUGACAGGGGUUAAGUUUUCAAAAUAAUUCUAAAAAAUCUUGGAUAAAUUUAACUUUUUAUUACCUGAAAAGUUACAAGUUGGCGACUUAUAACUUAUAAAUUGGUGGACUGAAUUAACCUAAAAGUAGACAAUUCCUGAAGAAAGAGUGGUUCUUCAAUAAGACGUUAGAAUUUAGCCUUUAAAUAUAUUUAGGGAAAGGUUAGGAAUAGAUUUCCUAAGAAUUGAUUAAGAUGAUAGAAUCUUAUCUAGAGUAUAGCAGCAACUGCCAGCCAGACGAGCUCGCAAUAAUUUUUAAUAGAUAAUAAGAGACUUUCCAGAAAGGCAAUCACAAUUUGAUAUAAUAUUGGCAUAAUAAAGACAAUUUUAGGAAUAAUUCGGAUAAUAACUAGCUAAUUUAUAACAAUAAAAUGUAUAGACAAUUGAGUCAUAAAAUGAAAAUUAAUUUAGGGAACAUUAAUAAUAACAAUAGAAUCAAUAAUAAUAAUAAUAAUAAUAAUAAUAAUAAUAAUAAUAAUAAUAAUAAUAAUAAUAAUAAAUACAUAGUUAAAAUCAUCAAGAAGAUUUUGGCAUUCAACUUUAAGAACCUACAUAAGUAAAUUAAUCCAAUUAAAUAAAUGCAGAAAUUUAAAUUCAACAACAGUAAAAAAUAUGUGAAGAAAAUAAUUAAAAUAACAUAAUAGAUUAACUAGAGAAGGUUGAAUAACAUUCAUCUUAACAAUAAUAAUAAUAAUAAUAAUAACAACAAUAAUAACAAUAACAACAAUAAUAAUAAUAAAACAACACAAAUUAUUCAUAAAUUUACCCAAAAAGUUACAAUCUAUUGAAAAGGAUAAAUAAAACUUUUGAAGAUCUUAUAAAAAAUGAUAUUGAUCCCUCAGUAUUUGAAGAUCUUAAUGAAGAUAUGAUGAUGGAAAUUGCUUUAGCUCUUCCUCAUGAAAUCGAUGGAAUAGAUCCUUAGUUUUUGGCUUCUCUUCCUCUAGAAAUUAGAAAUGAAAUAAUUCAGUAAUAUUCAGCUCCUAGAAACUAGACUCCACAAUAAUAAAUUACAGAAGUAGAUUUAUCAUAAGAUUUAUUAAUAAAUAACAAUUCUGAGAGGAUGCAAUCGCAACAACCUCGAACUUAAUAAAUUAUUCCUCCACCAAAUAUUCAUCAAUAGAAUCCUAACAACUUGUAACAUAAAAUUAAUUCUCGACUAUUUUAAACUUAAAGACACAUCAUUUCAAAAUUAGGAACUGUAGAAGAGGAAUUUAUAGAAUCAUUAUUAAGUUUACUUUAUGUUGAAUCUCAUAGUUUCAUUAAUUUUCCUAUUAAUCUCUUUAUUUCUUUAUGCAAUAAUUAAAAUGUAGAGCAUAAAUUAAUAGAUACAUUGUUUUUAAUUUUAAAAACAAAUAAAUUGCACGAUUAAGAAAGGUUAUUCCCACCAUGUUAUUUGGUAAAAAGAAAUGGACUUGUUAGAGAUUUAAGCAAAAUAUAAAGUGUUGUUUCUUUAAAAGUGUUGUAUAUGUUUUCAAAAUUAAAAGGAUUUUCUGUCAAUUACUUUUUUGAAAACAAAAAAUAACAUUAAAGUUCAACUGGAGAUAUUUUAAGCUUUCCCUUAUUAGAAUUGAUACAACUUUUACCUGAAUUUAAAGGGAAUCAUCAAGAAAUGCUUAUUUAGGCUAUUACAAACAUAAGCAUAAAACAAAAGGAUUUUAAAUAGGACAAAGUAAAAUUAGACUAAAAAUCUGUUGACUGUAUUUGCAAAACACUAUUAUCAAAUAUGGGUGGGAUUGUUAAGAAUUUUUCUAACAUUAUUAUAAGUCUAUGCAGCAACCAAGAAAACCAAUUAUUAAUUGUUUAAUAUAUAAAGGAGUAUAUAGAGAAAACUAUUAGAGAGAUAAAUGAAUAAUUUAAAAUACAAUAAUAAUAUGAUGAAAUUUUUAAUGGAGAUAAGGCUCUCAUAAAUGUAUUUUAGUUUGUAAAGGAAAUUAAUGCAAAAGGAAAUGAAAGCAAUAAUCAAUAGGAUGUAAGAUUAGAUUUUUAAGAAUUAUUGGAAAAUAAAGAAUUGAUAGAAUUAUGGAAAAAUAUGAUAACAUUCCUGUAAUAAAUGCCCUAAUCAUAGAUUAUCAAAUUGACACCAAAAGUAUCUCCAUACUUGGAAUGCUUUUUUAUUAUAUAUCAAAUAGUGAAUCCAAUCAAAAAAAUUAGAUUGAAUCAAAAAGAGUCUAAAAAGAUAGCUAUGAUGGAAGAGUAAUGCGAGGAGAUAAAGGAGCAAGAAAUACAUGAUGAAUUAUUUUAAAAAAUUUGUGAAAGUGGAAAAGCAUUGUUAAAUAUAAUGCUAAAGGAAAGAUUUCAAGAAUAAAAAGAGAAGGGAAGAAUAACAAACGAUAAUUUAGGAAUUAUCAUAUAAAAGAAUCCAAGAAUUGUUGAUUUUGAGAAUAAGCAAAAAUACUUUAAAAUAGAAUUAAAAUAAUUGAAAUCACAGAAUAAUAAGCAUCAUUAUGGAAAUAUUGCUUUAAGAUGCAGAAGAAAAGAUAUCUUUAUGGAUUCCUAUCAUCGUUUUAGUAAAUUAAAACCAGAGGAAUUAAAAGGAAAAUUAAUUGUAGAGUUCGAUGGGGAAGAAGGUGUAGAUUAAGGAGGAGUUACAAGAGAAUGGUUUUUGCUGCUGUCUAAAGAGAUAUUUAAUCCUAAUUAUGCUUUAUUCACUCCAUCUUUAAAUGGAUAAAUGUUUUAACCUAGUAAUAAGUCUCAUGUUAAUCCUGAUCAUGUUAAGUACUUUAAAUUUAUUGGAAGAAUUGUAGGAAAAGCACUUUAUGAUGGGUAAUUAUUGGAUACCUAUUUUACUCGUUCCUUUUAUAAACAUAUUCUAGGUUAGAAGUUGACUAUACAUGAUAUGGAAGAUAUUGAUUUGAAUGAGUAUAAAUCUAUGAAGAAGAUUUUAGAGGAAAAUGUGAAUGAUUGGGGAAUCUAUUGGACAUAUUCAGUUGAUAAUUUUGGUAAAUGGGAAGAGAGAGAACUUGUUGAGGGCGGUAGAUAAAAAUAAGUGACUGAAGAUAAUAAAUUUGAGUAUGUUCAAACCUAUUGUUAUUAAAAAAUGGCAAAGGAGAUUAAAGAUUAAAUAGAAGCAUUUUUGAAUGGUUUUCAUGAAUUGAUUCCUCAGAAUUUGAUUAGCAUAUUUGAAUGGAAGGAAAUGGAACUUAUGUUGUGUGGUUUACCAGAUAUAGAUCGUACAUUAUAUAUUUAUUAUUUAAGUUGAGGAUAUGAAGGAAAAUGUAGAAUAUUAUGGAUAUGAUAGAGAGGAUAAAAUUAUAGAAUGGCUUUGGGAAUUGCUGGAGAGUUUUGAUUAAAGCAAGAGAGCAGCCUUCUUAUAAUUUAUAACAGGUAUUUUAUUUUUACUAUUUAAAGGAACUUCCAAAGUGCCUCUUGGAGGAUUUAAGGAUUUAAAAGGUAUAAAUGGUUCAUAAAAGAUAUAAAUUCAUAAAAAACAUUAUAAAAAUUUUGAAUUGCCAACAUCCCAUACAUGGUAAAUGCUGAUAUCUUAUAUAGUUUUAAUUAAUUGGAUUUACCGUGUUAUCCAACCAGACAAAUUUUAAAGGAUAAGUUAGAACUAGCAAUCUUAGAAGGAAAAGAAGGUUUUGGCUUUGCUUGA